AUGCGUAUGUACAUAUGUAUGUGUGUGUGCAUCCAUGCUUUCAUAAUUUUCUGUAUUAUUCCCUUCUUUCUUUCUCUCUUUUUCUCUUUCUUUCUCUCUUUUUCUCUUUCUUUCUUUUUGAAAAUCUUCACUUCUUUUUUCAUUAGUUCUUACAUUUAUUUAUUCUUACCUUUCAGUACAUUCUUUCUUUCUUUCUUUCUUUCUUUUCAAUUACAUUACCUUCUUUCUUUUUUAUUUAGAAAUUUCUUUCUUCUUUCUUUCCAAUCAUAUUCUCUCUUUCUUUAUUUUUCUCACGCACAUUCUUUAUUUUCUAAAACAUUUCCUUCUUUAUUUCUUUCUUUCUUUAUUUUCAAUCAUAUUCUUUCUCUCCUUCCUUCCUUUUUUCUGUCUCACAUUCUUUAUUUUCAAAAACACUUCCUUCUUUUUUCUUUUCAACCAUAUUCCUCUAUUUCAUUCCUUCUUUCUUUCUUUCUUUCUUUCUUUCUUUCUUUCUUUCUUUUCAAUCAGUUUCUUUUUUUCUGCUCUCUUUUUAAUCAUAUUCCUUUUUCUCUUUCCUUCUUUUUUAUCUUUCUCUCUCACAUUCCUUCGUUCUUUCUUCCCCCCUCACAGUAUAAAUAUCUCUUUUUCUCUCACUCUCUCUACAAGAAAAUUGCUUCCCCUUCAUUACAUUUCCUUCUCCUUCCACUACUUUAUAUCAUUAUCAGUUUAUUUAAAUGUUCUUUCUUUCUUACAUUAAUCCCUUUCUUUCUCUUUUUAGUUAUCUCUCUUUCUCCCCAACUGGCUUUUUGUUCUUCUUUUAAUUUAUUGUCUCUCCUUAUCUUUUUUUCUAUUAUUUUCUCUAUUGUUCUGGAGACAAAAGUUUCUUCUAGAAGUGCUGGACAUACCAGUUGUGCCCCUUUUGGUUGA
Messenger RNA from Acanthosepion pharaonis, 906 nucleotides. NCBI's taxonomy places the organism in Eukaryota, Metazoa, Mollusca, Cephalopoda, Sepiida, Sepiidae. The record is from the annotation of a GenBank genome assembly.